This is a messenger RNA of Leptopilina heterotoma, 1760 nucleotides long. RefSeq names its product COP9 signalosome complex subunit 1 (gene CSN1b). Gene Ontology annotation, cellular component: COP9 signalosome. The transcript has 5 exons. Lineage: Eukaryota; Metazoa; Arthropoda; Insecta; Hymenoptera; Figitidae. The record is from RefSeq and is a predicted model, not a curated record. Bases 130 to 1575 code for a protein of 481 amino acids.
UUACAUUUUCAUCUUCUAUGGUUUAUUGGUUUGUGGUUAUUCAUGUUGUUUGUUCAAAAAAAGAAAAGAAAAUAAGUGGUUGUGGGAGAGAAGUUAUAAAUUUUAUAAUUUUUAACACAAUAGCAACAAAUGCUUCAACAGGAAAAACUUAUGAAAGAGCAAUAUGUCGAGCCAAUGCAGGUCGAUGCCCCGGUGGAGGAUAAUGACAAUGCAGAGGAGGAAUCGUACAUUGUCGAAAAUCCGACACUGGAUUUGGAGGUGUAUGCCAACAGUUAUACAGGAUUAGCAAAGCUUUAUAGACUAAUAUACAUCGCAGAUCACUGCCCUACGUUGCGGAUAGAAGCUUUGAAAAUGGCAAUAACAUACGUGAUGACAACAUACAAUGUCUCUUUAUAUUUGUCACUUCAUAGAAGACUUUCACAAGCAAUAAGUACUCCAGGCUUACCUGACGUUGCAGCUCAGUCUAGUUCACAAGAUUUGCCAACAAUUGAUCAAGCUUGGAUGGAAUCCCGUUCCAAGAAGGCUGCCCUCAAACUGGAAAAAUUUGACACCGAUUUAAAAAAUUAUAAAAGUAAUUCCAUCAAAGAAAGUAUAAGAAGAGGACACGAUGAUCUAGGGGAUCAUUACCUUGAUUGUGGUGAUCUGGCCAAUGCACUCAAAUGUUAUUCGAGAGCUAGAAAUUAUUGCACAAGCGGAAAGCACGUCGUUAACAUGUGUUGGAAUGUUUUAAAAGUUUCUGUCUAUCUCCAAAAUUGGACCCACGUUAUUAGUUACGUCACUAAGGCAGAAGACACUCCGGACUUUCCUGACGUUCAUGGCAAAGAUAGUAAUUUGGCCAUCAUUACAAAACUGAAAGUGGCUGCAGGAUUGGCCGAAUUAGCAACAAAAAAGUAUAAAUUUGCAGCGAAAUUGUUCCUCCAGGCUUCUUUGGAUCAUUGUGAUUUUCCGGAAUUGCUUUCGCCGGGGAAUGUAGCACUUUAUGGUGGAUUGUGUGCGCUUGCCACUUUCGAUAGGCAUGAACUACAGAAGCAAGUCAUUUUUAGCAGUUCUUUUAAGCUCUUUUUGGAAUUGGAACCACAACUGAGGGAUAUUAUCUUUAAAUUUUAUGAAUCCAAAUACGCUUCAUGCUUAAAACUUCUAGAUGAAAUCAAGGAUAAUAUUCUCCUUGACAUGUACAUAGCGCCACAUGUAAACAAUCUCUAUACUCAAAUUCGUAAUCGAGCUCUAAUACAAUAUUUCAGCCCUUAUUUGAGCGCUGACAUGAGGCGAAUGGCCACUGCAUUUAACAGAACUGUCUCCGCAUUAGAAGACGAACUUAUGCAAUUAAUCCUCGAUGGGCAAAUUCAAGCUCGUAUUGAUUCACACAACAAAAUUUUGUACGCCAAAGAUGUGGACCAGCGAAGCACAACAUUCGAAAAAUCAAUAAGUCUAGGAAAAGAGUAUCAAAGACGAACACGAAUGUUAAUUUUGAGGUCGGCGAUGUUAAAAAAUCAAAUUCAAGUAAAGAAACAAAAUAUUCAGGGUGGUGAGAUGUCUGUAGCACCAGGAAACAGCAGUCAAACCCCAAGGAACUGAUAUUCAUCUCCCCAUGUGAUUAUAAUAAGUUCGAGUGAUACAUCGAUUGAAGUAUUCGUCACGUAGAUGCUUCAUCUCCUGAGUUUUUUGCAAGUAUAAAACUCAAUUUUUUUUUUAAUUUUUGAAUCAUUUAAAAUAAUUAUUUGUGACAAUUGCGUUUAUAAUAAAGAUUUCUAACUAUUGAA